Messenger RNA from Zasmidium cellare ATCC 36951, 1740 nucleotides. RefSeq lists its product as uncharacterized. Bases 1 to 1740 code for a protein of 579 amino acids. Gene Ontology annotation, biological process: transcription by RNA polymerase I. Lineage: Eukaryota; Fungi; Ascomycota; Dothideomycetes; Mycosphaerellales; Mycosphaerellaceae. The record is from RefSeq and is a predicted model, not a curated record. The transcript has a single exon.
AUGGCGAAGGCGAAGGAAACGAAAGCGAUCUCCAAGAAGAAGGAUGCGCCAGCCAAGAAAGCAACAUCAUCAAAGGCAACGAAGUCGAAGACAUCGAACUUGAGCGAGGACAAGGUGGUCGAUUCGGACAGCGACAACGAGGCACCGGCUACAGAGAGCCCCGCAAAGAGCAAGCAGGCUCCGAAGAAGUCUGCAAAGUCUGCAAACUCGGUGAAACCCGUGUCGCAAAAGGCAGAACCCAAGAGCAAGGCCAAGAUUGUUGAGAAAGAGAAAGCUGAAUCCGAUUCGGACGAGAGCAGCGAAGAGGAGAGCGAGGAUGAUAAGCCUGCGCCCGCGCCCGCGCCAAUCAAAUCGAAUGGGGUAAAGAGAAAGGCAGAGGAGAGCAGUGGAGAAGAAGAGUCUGAGGAAGAGGGCACGAGCGAACAAGAGCCCCCUGCGAAGAAAGCGAAAACUUCGCCCGAGGCUGAUGUACAGGAAUCAUCAUCGGAAGAGGAGGACGAGAGCAGUGAAGAGGAAGAAGAGAAGAAGUCGGUGGUGAGGACAAAGAAGGCAGAGCCUGCGCCAGAGGUCGACAUGCAAGAUUCGUCGUCAGCAGAGGAUGAGGGUAGCGAGGAAUCAGAGGAUGAGCCGCCGAAGGCCACAGAAGCCAAGAGUACAAGUUCAACGAAAGGAAAGGAAACCAUCAAGGCAAAGCCUGCCUCCGAAUCGAAGGCGAAAGAUUCGUCAGACGAGGAGGAGAGCAGUUCAGGAUCGGAGGAGAAGGUGAUCCCCAGUAAAAGAAAAGAUGCAUCAGCUCCAGCUGUUGGCAGUUCUACGAUCGAAAGCAUACCUGCCAAGCCGUUUGAGCCACCAUCUGGAUACACAGCGAUGGACUCGCGCAGUCUGGGCACCGGUUCACCGUUCGCGGCAAGCAAUCUUGCUGGCAAGCAGAUAUGGCACAUCGUAGCACCCUCAAGCAUUCCUCUCAAAUCUAUCACCGAAGUUGCGUUGGACGCAGUGAAGAGUGGUACACCCGUCCUCAAUCACAAGGGUGUAGACUACAUUUUGGCGGCGGACACGAACCACAGCACAAAGUUCGACACUGUGUUCAUACCAUCAGAUGCCGGCUAUCAAUCAGUCGGGCAGCAUGUUGAGACCUCACUGCAACUUCAGCAAAAGAUCGAACUACCAAAUCUGAGCAAGCUCCAAGCGGAUUUGAACAGGGGAAGCAGUGCCGCGGCCGACAUCGCACAAGCUCCUGUUAGUGAUGCGCGACCUCAGCCCAAAGGUCUGCGGAUGAGGUACAAGCCCCCAGGUUUCGGUCGUGGCGAUCCUGGACGACUAGGAUCCGAAUCAGAUAGUUCAGACGAGGAUGUUACUCGAGCGAAGAAGACUAGCAAGUCCCUACAGUUUCCAAAAGCACUAGGCGCACAUGGAGCAUCCGAAAAACCUGAUUCGGGGACCAGUGCUGCGAUUGAGAAGAACAAGAAGUCGAAGAAGAAGCGGAGGAAUUCGGAUGUGGACAUGGUCAACGGGGGCUCCACUAUGCCUUGGCCUGAGUCGACUACACCACAAAAGAAGAAGAAAAAGCAGACCAAGGAGGGGGCGGAGGCUGAGACACCCAGUGCGACAAAGUCGCAGGAUGUAGUGGAAGCCUCGCCGUCUGAGGCAAAAGAGGAGAGCAAGGAGGAGAAGGCGAAGAGGAAAGAGAUGAAGAGGUUAAAGAAAGAGGCGAAGAAGAAAGCCGAAGCCGCGAUCUGA